CUUAUAAAUAGCGUGAUCAAGUCAGUCCAUAAGAUAGUCUAAAUCAAAAUGCAGAUCGUUAAGAGCAUUCUUUUGCUGAGCUGUCUCCUGCUCUUGGGGUCCAAUGCCAACGGACUUACAAUCAAUGGAAUCCUAGAUUGCGUGCAGGCUGGGGCUGAAUCGGGCUCUACGCUUGCGAGUCUGGCCAUACCCGAGUUGAAGAACACUGCGGCGUGUUUGAACUUCGUUCCAGACGAGACAGCCAACUUGAAUGCUCAGCAAUUGGUUGAAGUUGUUUACAAGUUUGCUCAACGAUUAUUUGAAAAGCAGAAGUGCCUGUUGGCCUCGAUCGGAAGGAUUCAUGCAGCUGUUACACCAGUCUUGCAAAGUUUAAUCGACAAAAAAUGUUUACCUCUAAAACGUUAAGGCUCGAGUAAAUCCCCUCGUUUGGUUGAAAAUAUUACACUUGGAGACGCAUAAGCGAA
Molecule: messenger RNA, 464 nt
Organism: Drosophila navojoa
Lineage: Eukaryota; Metazoa; Arthropoda; Insecta; Diptera; Drosophilidae
Source: RefSeq, a predicted model, not a curated record